GUUUCCAGAUGUCACUACAUAUGUGCCUUUAAGAUUUGUCCAGAUUCGUUAUUAAUCAGGUUAAGUGCGUGACUAAAUUGCGUUUGAUUCUGAAAAAAUUUAUUGUUAUAAUUCUAUUUAAUUUUAUACGGUGAAUAAAACGAAAAAAUGACAGAGCAUGGUAUACAAAGUGAAAGUGAUGAAGGAGAAAUUAAAUCUGAUUUUGGAGAAAAUCUAGAUGAAGAAUUGCAAUCUUUACCGCAUGCAUUACAACUUAUACGUAAAAUGCGUGAGCAUAUUAAGUGGCAACGUAAAAAGAUAAGAAAAUUACGUAAUAAAUUACAAGAACAGAAAAAUCGAACGAGGAAUAAAAGUUUCAUAGAGUAUGGUACUCAAACAGAUCCUUUAGAAUGUGAAAAUAAAUAUCUAAUACAAAAUUGGGAUCUAAGUAACAAUAAAAAAUCAAAUAGUUUAAUCGAACAAGUAAAACAAGUAGCAGAAUCUGCAUUAUUGCAAACUGGUUUUGUAUAUGAGGAAACAUCAGGAUUAUAUUAUGAUUAUAAUACAGGAUAUUAUUAUGAUGCUAAACAAGGACUUUAUUAUGAUGGGAAUAAUGGAACGUAUUAUUAUUACGACGAAAGCAGUAAAACAUAUAAGUUCCACAGCCAUGCGCACACAGUUGUCAACAAUAUUGCACAUUCCCAAGAAACUAAAAAGGAAAAAACAUCAGAUGGCAAAAAGGCAAACAAGGAUACGGUGAAAAAACGCAAACUCGCUCAAGAUGGAGAGAGCUUAAAAGAAGAUGAGCCCGAAGAGGGUGAAUGCUCGGACAGCGAUAGCGAACAGAGCUCUUAUAACGUUACACCAGAAUUGUCCACAAAUAGUGAGACUGAGAAUGAGGAGGAACAAGAUAUUGCAAAAACAUAUCCACCAUGUAUGAGAAUAAUAGUGAAAGAAACAAACCUUCCAAAAUUAAAAGUUGGCUCACUUUUCCUUGUAGCAUACACCGGUGGUUCAAUGGGUAAAGAAGGAGAUCAUUCUGUCAUAAUACCAGAUAUAAAUGUCAGUAAGCAUCACGCACGAUUCCUCUACAACGAGACAACAAAUUCUUAUUGGAUAGUAGAUUCAGGUUCGAGGAAUGGUACAUAUUUAAAUGGAAAAAGAUUAUCUGUAGCUAAACAAGAAUCCGAAUCGUACGAGAUAAUACAUGGUUCGAUCAUUCAAGUGGGCGGUACAAAAUUGUUGUGUCAUAUACAUAACGGGAAUGAAACUUGCGGUCAUUGUGAGCCGGGAUUGGUACAGCACAAUGUAAACACAGAAGAGAAUGUAUUCUCCAGAAGGAAUCUUCAUAAACAAGAACUGAGAAGGUUAAAGACAAAAUUCGGCGUAGAAAAAGAUAACGUUGCUUCUGCCAGUCAAUUGGCAAGUGGUUAUCGGGAUAGAGCUCAAGCUCGUAGACAGUGUGUUGGUUCUUCAAAUCAUCAUGCCAAGACAGAACAAAGUUCGAUCGAUACAUCGAUAACAAAAGAUAAUCGAGGAUUUAAAUUACUAUCUAAAAUGGGAUGGUCCGAAGGUCGUUCUCUAGGAAAGGAUGGCGAUGGUAGAACCGAACCGGUGGAGAUGCGACCGCGGAAAAGAGAAAUAAAGAGGAUGCGACGGGACGAAAAAUGACAAGAGGUAUCGUGCGGUCAAAGUCAAGUCGAGGAGUUCCCGUCGUAGGAUGGAGCAUUCUAUCGUUGCGCGGAUUUUUCGUAUCGUUCGAGUCCUCUUCGAUUGGUAUGGUACGCCGUGACGCGGCCACAGGAGGUUUCCGUUCGGACUGACGCACGGAUUCUCGAGUUUUAGCUAUCCCGAUGAAGCGGCUACGAACGAAUAGACACGGCGAGUACAAUACGUCAUCUAGGUUGGCCUAUCACCGCCAGACGGCUUCCGUCUGGGUAAACACGCAUGCAACAACGUACACACAUCAACGCGACGCGAGUGGAUCGACGUUAGCGCGCGCAGGACGCUCGAGGCUUCACCGACGAGCAUCUAGGGACAUCCAUCACAGGAUUAUCGCACGAGCACGGUGGUAACACGCGUGCUCUCCUCAGGAAGUAUAUGGAACGCUCCCCUGACGUCUCCGAUACGUCUAUGCCUCCUGUACCUGUCUGUCUUCAUCUCUCUCAUAUACAUUCUCUCUCUGUUUCUCUCUUUCUCUCUCUCUGUGUAUUCCCUUGUCCUCUCUCCCUUUACUCGAUCUUCCAUACCGCAUGUUCCCUGUGUCUAUUCUCUCUUGGAGCCUCGUCUGCGCGCAGACGAUCGCGCCGCAUGCUACCUAUACAUGUAUAUGUCUAGUUUAGUCUACGGACUCUCUACACUCUAUAGACAACCAAACACUAAUUAAUUCUCUGCAAACACGACGACUCCACUAAACGAGCAGAAGAUCCCUUUUCUCCUUCUCUUCGAGAUAUACUCCAGUCUCGCCGUUGGUUCGCGUUAAUCUCGCGAAGAUCUCUCGAUAGUAGCUUCGUCUACUGUCUUACUUCUUCCCUCCUUACAUUCCUCUAUCGAAUAAA
Molecule: messenger RNA, 2537 nt
Organism: Vespula pensylvanica (western yellowjacket)
Lineage: Eukaryota; Metazoa; Arthropoda; Insecta; Hymenoptera; Vespidae
Product: angiogenic factor with G patch and FHA domains 1
Exons: 9
Coding region: 148-1650 (500 amino acids)
Molecular function (GO): nucleic acid binding; protein binding
Source: RefSeq, a predicted model, not a curated record